Messenger RNA from Fragaria vesca subsp. vesca, 1497 nucleotides. RefSeq names its product sucrose transport protein SUC2-like. Gene Ontology annotation, cellular component: plasma membrane; vacuole. Lineage: Eukaryota; Viridiplantae; Streptophyta; Magnoliopsida; Rosales; Rosaceae. Gene Ontology annotation, biological process: sucrose transport. The transcript is spliced from 3 exons. Gene Ontology annotation, molecular function: sucrose:proton symporter activity. Bases 1 to 1497 code for a protein of 498 amino acids. The record is from RefSeq and is a predicted model, not a curated record.
AUGGUAGAAGUUGAAAACAUGGUGAGCUCUCCGGAGCCCUCGAGCCCAAUAUCAAAGAUAGUCAUGGUAGCCUCCAUCGCAGCCGGAAUACAGUUCGGUUGGGCGCUUCAGCUGUCGUUACUGACCCCCUACGUCCAGCAACUGGGGGUCCCACACAAAUGGGCCGCAGUCGUCUGGCUCUGCGGCCCUAUCUCUGGCUUACUGGUGCAACCCAUCGUCGGUUACUACAGCGACCGCAACACCUCUCGUUUCGGGCGCCGCCGCCCUUUCAUUGCCGCCGGAGCAGGGCUUGUUGCCGUCGCCGUUUUUAUGAUUGGUUACGCCGCCGAUAUAGGUGUUAAGGCCGGAGACUCGUGGGAGAAAUCCACAAAGCCGAGAGCCGUGGCUGUAUUUGUUGUAGGGUUUUGGAUUCUAGAUGUGGCAAAUAACAUGCUGCAAGGGCCAUGCAGGGCUCUUCUGGCAGACAUAUCAGGCUCCGAUAUGAAGAAAAUGAGAACGGCAAAUGCUCUCUUCUCGUUCUUCAUGGCCGUCGGCAACGUUCUCGGUUAUGCUGCUGGAUCGUUGAAAGGUCUUCACAAAAUUUUUCCCUUCACUACGACAAAAGCAUGCGACAUUUACUGCGCCAACCUCAAGAGCUGCUUCUUCAUAUCGAUUUGUUUGCUUCUGAUCCUCACUGUCUUAGCCCUAACUGCAGUAAAGGAGAAACCUUACGACAAAAAUGCUUUGGGAACAGAAGCAGCAGGAGGAACGAUGUUCGGUGAGAUUUUUCGAUCUUUCCAACAGUUGAAGAAGCCGAUGUGGAUCCUUCUUUUAGUAACAUGCUUGAACUGGGUGGCGUGGUUCGGGUUCUUAUUGUUUGAUACUGACUGGAUGGGCAAGGAAGUUUACGGUGGCGUCGUCGGCAAGGGACGUCUUUAUGAGAUGGGAGUCCGGGCAGGAUCACUUGGUCUGAUGCUCAAUGCUUUCGUUUUAGGUGCAAUGUCUCUCGCAAUUGUUUACUUCUCUAGAGGGGUUAAUGGACCGAAAAGGAUUUGGGGAGUAGCUAAUUUUUUCCUAGCCAUCUGCCUCUUGAUGACGAUAGUGGUGACCAAAAUGGCCGAGAACUAUCGACAUGCCAACCCUGCAGUUGGAGGAGCUGAGCCAUCGCCGCCGCCCGCUGGAGUUAAAGCCGGUGCGUUGCUAAUAUUCGCCGCGUUGGGGAUCCCACAGGCUGUCACCUUCAGCAUUCCGUUUGCAAUGGCAUCCAUCUUUUGCAGCAAUUCUGGUGCUGGACAAGGGCUUUCUUUGGGUGUGUUGAAUAUAGCCAUUGUCGUACCACAGAUGUUUGUAUCGGUUAUAAGUGGACCGCUGGAUGCUUCUUUUGGUGGAGGGAACUUGCCGGCUUUUGUCCUCGGAGCCGUUGCAGCGGUAAUUAGUGGAAUCCUUGCUUUGAUUGUUCUACCAUCCCCUCCGCCAGAUCAUGCUACUCCAACUGUUGUACCUGCUGGGUUUCAUUAG